Salvelinus namaycush (lake trout) is the source of this 573-nucleotide messenger RNA. RefSeq names its product tumor protein p53-inducible protein 11-like. The record is from RefSeq and is a predicted model, not a curated record. Bases 1 to 573 code for a protein of 190 amino acids. NCBI's taxonomy places the organism in Eukaryota, Metazoa, Chordata, Actinopteri, Salmoniformes, Salmonidae. The transcript has 5 exons.
AUGGCUUCUAAGCCCCGUCCUCCUUUGAUGAAGAAACACAGUCAGUCAGACCUGGUGAGCCGGCUGAAGACCAGGAAGAUACUUGGGGUUGGAGGAGAGGACGACGAUGGAGAGGUGCAUAGGUCAAAGCUCAGUCAGAUGUUGGGGAAUGACAUCAAGUAUCAGGUGCGAGAGCCUGUUGGACUGAGGGUCUGGAUCCUCAUCUCUGCAGUAGCCUUCACAGUCAUGGCCUUGAUGGCCCUGGUGUUGCCCAAGCAGCUGUAUGACAUAGUGUUUGAAGAGGAGAUCAACAACACCAGUGUCUCCAUCAGACUCUAUGGGGGAGCACUGCUCAGUCUGUCCCUCAUCAUGUGGAAUGGUGUCUAUACACAAGAGAAGAUCAUCAUCCAGUGGACUCUGCUCAGUGAAGCAUGCUACUUUGCCAUCCAGUUUUUAGUGACGUCAGUCACUCUAGUGGAGAUAGGCUCGUUGCCCAACGCUGCAAUCCUCCUCCUCCUCAGCCAAGUAAUCUUCCUCCUGAUCACUCUGCUCUACUACUACCACCUGGGCAGAGGACGACCCAAGAAGAUAUGA